Molecule: messenger RNA, 919 nt
Organism: Diuraphis noxia (Russian wheat aphid)
Lineage: Eukaryota; Metazoa; Arthropoda; Insecta; Hemiptera; Aphididae
Gene: Jarid2
Product: Jumonji, AT rich interactive domain 2
Biological process (GO): chromatin remodeling; regulation of gene expression
Cellular component (GO): nucleus; chromatin
Molecular function (GO): DNA binding
Source: RefSeq, a predicted model, not a curated record
GUUCAUUUGUGUUGCAAAGGGUCGAAGUAUCGCGUUGAGCGCUUAUUACCGGGUAGCGCGCAACACCAUUGCCAUGUGGUUCAAGGAUCAGCAGCAGCAACAACAACCUUCCGGCGGACAYUCGUCAUCAACGUCAACAGCAGCAGCAGCAGUGGUCCGAGCUGAAGACGUUGAGUCACUCUACUGGAAAAACGUGCAGGAUAGGAAAAACCACAUAUGUGUUCUAUCUGGUUCAAUCGAUUCAGGARCUGAAGGCUAUGGGUUUCCAACAACCAAAACGGCCACAUUCACCAAACACCCAUGGAACCUGAAGGUGCUCACUAAUAACCCAGUGUCUGUGCUCAAGUCGCUGGGUCCAGUAAUGGGCAUGACUGUACCAACCAUACACAUGGGUAUGGUGUUCUCAGCGUGCUGCUGGUACAAAGAUCCCCAUGGGUUGCCGUGGAUUGAGUAUCUGCAUACCGGUGCCGACAAGGUGUGGUAUGGUGUUUCAUCCUGCCAAAGCGACCGGUUUCAGACAGCCAUGAAGCGCCUAUUGCCUCGAGCCGUAGCUGAAGGUCAGAACUACCACACGUGGCUGGCCGCAGAUAGCGGCAUGGUGCCGCCCACUCUGUUGCUAGAGCACGGAGUCACACUCACCCGGACAGUGCAAAAACCAGGCCAGUUCCUCAUUGUUAUGCCACGUGCUUAUACGUGCAAUGUGUCUACAGGUUAUGUUAUAUCCGAAAGCGUUUACUUUACACAGCCUGGUUGGCUCGAUGGAGCUGAGAAAAUUUUCCAGGACYUGCAAAAAAACUGUGAACCUGCAGCUUUUUCAUUUGAAAAGCUACUGAUAAACAUGUCCACAGACUCACGUACACCUCAAAACUUACUGAAACAGGUCUAUCAGAUCAAGGUAACGACCAGAUGUGCUCUAUAA